Aspergillus brunneoviolaceus CBS 621.78 is the source of this 1311-nucleotide messenger RNA. Its product is annotated as glycoside hydrolase family 18 protein. Gene Ontology annotation, biological process: carbohydrate metabolic process; chitin catabolic process. Lineage: Eukaryota; Fungi; Ascomycota; Eurotiomycetes; Eurotiales; Aspergillaceae. The coding region runs from base 1 to 1170 and encodes 389 amino acids. The record is from RefSeq and is a predicted model, not a curated record. The transcript is spliced from 4 exons. Gene Ontology annotation, molecular function: chitinase activity; chitin binding. Gene Ontology annotation, cellular component: extracellular region.
AUGUUCUCUAAUUCCGCACUAUUCCCACACUGGCGUCGCAAAGCAGCCGAACGCUCCAGCAGCAGCUCUUAUGAGGUGCCCUUCUAUCUGAAUGCGGCUUACUAUCCCAACUGGCGCAUUUAUCAGAAACAGUCCCCUUCCUCGCUGCGAUUGGGAUUUGUCUCGCAUAUAUUCUACGCAUUUGCCUGGAUGUUAACCAAUUUUGCUUCCUCUCAUAGGGUUAAAGAAGAUGGUACCGUCUAUUUGAGCGACGAAUGGGCCGACAUACAGAUGCCCGUGGACGGCACUACCGGCUGUCUCCGGGCUUUCGCCCAGCUCAAGCCAAAGUAUCCUAAACUGAAACUCAUUCUCUCUAUCGGUGGCGCCGGCAAGGGAAGUGAAAAUUUCUCGCGCGUGGCUCGCAGUCAAUCCUGUAUGGAGACUUUUGGGCGGACUGCCCGAGCACUGGUAGACGAGUACGGCCUAGAUGGGGUAGAUGUGGACUGGGAACACCCCUCGGACGCCCAUCAAGGCGCCGACUAUAUCCGCCUCCUCGCCCAAAUCCGCAAGUCUCUCCCGACCCCACGCUACCUUGUAACAUCAGCCCUCCCCGCAUCGCCCUGGUUCUUGCGACACAUCGAUCUCUCCAAAGCCCAAUCCUAUCUGGACCUCCUCAACAUCAUGGCCUAUGACUUCACGGGAUCCUGGACGCCGGAAACCGGUCACCACGCCCAACUCACGGCCCCCCCGGGUAUUUCGCAUCCCAACGCGAGCAGCAAUACCCUGUCUUGUCAAUCCAGCAUUGCCUACAUUCUCAACAACCACCCCAUCGAUCCCAAAAAGCUUCUGCUGGGGAUUCCCGUCUACGGCCGGUCAUUCCUGGGUUGUUCCGGCCCAGGCCAGCGAUAUGUGGGCUGCGGGGGCGAGGACGGGAUCUUCGAUUACUGCGACCUGCCCCGACCCGGUGCGCGAGAGGUCGUGGACGAGGAAGCCGGCGCGGCAUAUUGUGUCGGUGGCGUGGAUGGCGGGUUCGUCACGUACGACACCCCGCGGACGGUGCAGCUGAAGGCGAAGUUCGUGACGAGGAUGAAACUCGGGGGACUGUUCUACUGGCAUAUUGGUGGGGAUAAGAGCGGCGGGAAGGGAAAGAGCUUAGUAGAGGUUGGAUAUGAGAGUUUGCAUGAUAUGUGAUUUUGUUGUCUCCUCGGGUGAGGCUGGGAAGAGAGACCGUGAAGGAGAGGAAGAAGAAACGGUGAAGAGAUGUGGCUGCAUUCGGCUUGUUGGUGCUUUUUUUUCUUUCUUUCUUUCUCUCUCUCUCGCUAUCUGCAUUCC